This is a messenger RNA of Sabethes cyaneus, 663 nucleotides long. RefSeq lists its product as uncharacterized. The transcript has 5 exons. The coding region runs from base 1 to 663 and encodes 220 amino acids. The record is from RefSeq and is a predicted model, not a curated record. Lineage: Eukaryota; Metazoa; Arthropoda; Insecta; Diptera; Culicidae.
AUGAUCGACAGCGAUCAGUUUGAAAUAGUUGACGAAUUUGUCUACUUUGACUCACUGAUAACGGUGUACAAUGAUACCAGCCGUGAGAUUCAGAGGCGUAUUAUCGGAGCUCUUGUCGUGUUUGAAGUGUCAUUGGUUCACGGAUUGUCCGAACGAUUGUCCGAUAACGAAUACAGCAAUUCCACAAAAGUUCUAACACGACGCAAACGAUAUUUAAUUUUUCGGGACAUAUCCAGAGGAUUUGCACGUUGCAACGUCAAGGAUCGAGCGAUAGACAGCACAAAUAUCUGGGCCCAAGGCGUCGGAUAUCGUUGGAAUGUAGAAUUCAACAACCCACCUGGACUAAGGAUCACUAAACGGGAUCUACAUAAUAGUAUUGACGAAAUGAUUCAAUCUCAUGACUUUGAUGGACGGGCGUGCAUUUUGAGAGCGUUUUGUGAAAUUUCAAAAUCCAUGACGCCCAAAAGUGGCAUAUUGUUCAAACUGUUUAAAAAAAUCUUCGCCCACUCUUCACCAAUUGAUGAAAGUUCCACUGAUUCUAACAGUUUACCCGAGGGCGAUGAGCUAUAUUUUCCGUUUCUGAAAUCAACCGAUUGUGUGGAACUCGACCAACAUUGCCCGAUAUCACAUCUGGCGCUGCCGGAUGGUAGCGAAGUGCGAUAA